This is a messenger RNA of Solanum pennellii, 3971 nucleotides long. RefSeq lists its product as uncharacterized. The record is from RefSeq and is a predicted model, not a curated record. Bases 2647 to 3705 code for a protein of 352 amino acids. Lineage: Eukaryota; Viridiplantae; Streptophyta; Magnoliopsida; Solanales; Solanaceae. Gene Ontology annotation, molecular function: lipid binding. The transcript is spliced from 6 exons.
AUAAUUUCUUCUUAUUGUUUGGAUAAAGAAAGACGUAGUAGCCUGUACCAUGUCAUAUUCGGAUUCAAUUUGAUGUUCAUUGGUAAGUAUUAUAUCAAAAAUUCAUCACCAACCGACUCAAUGGUUGAUUGUAGUCUUCUCUACGCUUGCCACUUGUUCAAUCAAAUCUUGUAUAUUCUUACAAGUACAACUAUGACACCUGUCUGGUGAACAAUUCAAGUUGGAUUGCAAACUAGAUAAAUUUUCUAAAGAAUAAUUAGACCUGGGCAUCAGUUAAGUAGCUUAGCUUUUCUUUUUUUUUUGCCUAUGAAGAUCAACUAAGAGCAUCUUCUAGUUCAAAUAGGCCUAGAACAAAUGAUGAUUUCUAACGAGUCCAAGGACUCAACGAUUGUUGGAACUUUUGCUUGCAUUAUAUUAUUUGGUCUAUAACAUUCGAGAUUAUGCAGACUCAAACAAUAUUUUUCUUUGAACUGUUUGAAAGUUGUCCAUUUUUGCCUAUGAAGAUCAGCUAAGAGCAUCUUCUGGUUCUAAUAGGCCUAGAAUAAAGGAUGAUUUCUAAACGAGUCUAAGGACUCUAUGAAUGUUGGAACUUUUGCUUGCAUUGUAUUAUUUGGUCAAUUUACCAUAAUUGAUAACAUUUGAGAUUAUACAGACUCGUACAAAAUUUUCCUUUGAACCGUUUGAAAGUUGUUCAUUUUUGCCUAUGAAGAUCAGCUAAGAGCAUCUUGUAGUAUUAAUAGGCCUAGAACCAAGGAUGAUUUCUAAACGAGUCCAAGGACUCUAUGAAUGUUAGAACUUUUACUUGUAAUGUAUUAUUUGGUCUAUGUACCAGAGUUGAUAACAUUCGAGAUAAUGCAGACUCAUACAAAAGUUUCCUUUGAACCGUUUGAAAGUUGUGUCCAUUAAGUCAUGAGAGUACGAAUGGUUUCUUUUUCAUCUUCAGGAAGAAAGAAGAACCAAAAGUUUGGCCUAUUUAUUUGGCAGAACAAAGGAUGAUUUCUUUCUACCAUUUGUCUUUUCCUUCUAGCUAAAACUCAGAUAAAUUACUUACUCUUGAGAAAGGGUAAUAGAGGCCUUUGUAAGGACGUAAGAUUAUCCCAAGUGAGAAUCUUACUACCGGACAUAAACUUUUGGUGAUGGACUUGGAUUGAGCGAGCAAGUAGGAAAAAGAUUAAUUUUCGACUAAGUAAAUAUGAGGUAGCUUGACCCCUGCCCUCUCUACGUAAAUGAGAGAGAAGUUGAUGACGAUGGGAGCUUGUAGGAGUACUGGAGAUGUGUAUAACAUGGGGAUAAGACAACUAGUUGCAUUAAGGAAGGAACUAGAGAGGUACCAGGGUGUUGAGGGGUAACUUUGGUGGUCGAGAAAGUUCAAGGCUAAGUAGAAGCAUAAGAUUGCUUUCGCAAAGUUGGUAAAAUGAAGGACGAGGAGGAAAUACGAACGCAUAAGGAAAUCUAUAAGGCAACGAAAACGGAGGCUAAGUUAGUGGCUACAAUAGCAAAACGACAGUUUUCGAACGACUAUAUGAUAAACUAGGAGACAAAGGCGGAGAUAAGAAACUGUAAAGGCUCGCGAAGGCGAGAGAGGAGGCCCGAGACCUAAAUCAAGUGAAGUGUAUCAAGGAUGAAGAAGACAUGGUGUUGGUAGAAGAGAUCCUCAUUAAACAAAGAUGAUAAGCUUACUUCUACAAACUAUUGAACGAAGAAGGGAAUAGAGACAUUGUGCUAGGUGAUUUGGAGCACUCAGAGAGAUAUCGAGAUUUUGUGUACUGUGAGUGUAUUAAGGUUGAGGAGGUGAAGCGCGCUUAUAGUAGUUAGUGCAGGGGGAGAGCGACUAGACUAGAUGAGAGUCCGAUGGAGUUUUGGAAAAACAUAGACAUGACAAGUAUGAUGUGGUUAAAUAGUUUGUUUGAUGUCAUUUUUAAGAUAACAAAAAUGCCCGAGGAGUGGAGGUGGAGUAAAUGGUUCUGUUGUACAAAAACAAGAGUGAUAUCCAAGUAGUAACAAUUACAUGGGUACCAAGUUGCCAGCUAAACUAAAAAAGUCUGGGAAAGAGUCGAGCAGAUGAGGGUGAGGCGAGACGUGUCAAUUUUCGAGAACCAGAUUGUAUUCUUGCUGAGGCUAUCGACUACAAAAGCCUUCCAUCUUGUGAGGAGAUUGGUGAAGAAAAAUCAGGAAAGGAAGAGUGACUUACAUGCGGUAUUCAUUGAUUUUGAAAAGGCUUAUGACAAUUCCUGGAGAGAAGUCAUAUGGAGAUGCUUGGAAGCAGAGGUGUACCAGUGGCUCACAUUAGGGCGAUAAAGGACGUGUAUGAUGGAGCCAAAACUCGGGUUAGAAUGAUGAGAAAAGACUUAGAGCACUUCCCAAUUGAGCUGGGGUUGCACCAAGGAUCAGUUCAGGUUGCAGGGUUCAUGGUUAUGAAAAUAAUUUGUAUUAUCCUUUUGAGGAAAUAAAGAUUUCUUUCAACUAAAUAUUUAGCAUUUUAUUUUUUUGUUUAUUGUCAGGUGUACCUAGGCUCUUCGAACUUGAAAUAGAUGAUUAGAUCUCUCGUCUUGAAGAGCGACGUAUUGGUAGGACUCCUUGUGAGUUGGGCUCACUAUUGCAGUAUAUGAAGAAUUUCCAUGCUCUAGUAGUAGAUAUGGUUCUCCUAUGAUCACUGCAGUGGUAUCUGAUCUAGAUCUGAAGAAUUUGAUUGACGUCGUAAAUAAUAAAUUUCAAGCUAAUGAGAAAUGGGAAGAUGUCAUUAACCGGAGAACAGAUCGUUUUUCCUACUGUGCACGGUGUUGUAAACUGAAGGAUGAGCCUCUUAAAUAUCUAAGUGUCACUGUAUUUGAAAAUUGCUCUGUUGAGAUGCUAAGAGAUUUUUACAUGGACAAUGAUUUCCGGAAAAUUUGGGACAAAACCUUGAUUGAGCAUAAGCAGUUGCAGGUGGAUUCAAGCAGCGGAACUGAAAUUGGACUCAUGAUAAAGAAGUUUCCACUAUUGACUCCCAGAGAGUACAUAUUAGCUUGGAGAGUGUGGGAAGGCAAUGACGGAUCCUUCUACUGUUUUACCAAGGAAUGUGAAUAUCCUUUGGCACAAAGAAAGAAGAAGUAUGUCAGGGUUAGGCUCUUUAGAUCUGGUUGGAGAAUCAAGAAAAUUUCUGGUAGGAAUGCCUGUGAGAUUCAAAUGGUACACCAAGAAGAUGCUGGUCUUAACGUUGAAAUGGCAAAACUAGCCUUUGCAAAAGGCAUAUGGAGCUAUGUUUGUAAAAUGGAUGAUGCACUUCGCCAAUACAAAGCAGUUGACCACCAUUCUCAAUUGACUUCAGGUGUGACUGCCGUCACGUUAAUUCAAAAGGUUCCACUUGGGUUAGACACCUUAGACCACACAAGGGGACUAAUCAAUCCAGAAAUCUGCACAAGUAGUGACUAUUGCGGUGGAGUGUCACGUGAAUGCAAUGCUAGGGAACAGAGAAAUGAGCCAUCAAGCAAUCUGGUGCCAAAUAUGCUAAUGCUCCUGGGUGGUGCAAUCUGCAUGUCUAGAGGGCUCUCUAACUUGGGAUCAAAGGUUGCCAUGGCAUGUAUCCUGAGUAAGCUUGUGAAACUCAAUGGCAUGAGAAGCAAAAACUUACAGAGAUUUAGCCAGAUAGAGGUUCAGACACGCGAAGAAUGUACGAUGAUAAGUGAAGAUGAGCUUCAGUGCGACUACUCAAGUGUCACCUCUUGAGUAGGAACGCAGCUGUGCAUGUUUAUGUGGUUUCAAGAAACAUAUGUUAGUUAUUUUUAAAAAAAAAAAAUUUCUCCAAUUACCCCUUUCCGCUAUUGAACCAUGAAUGUGGAUUGGACGAUUCUAUCGCUCUAAUCUUCAUUGUUAUCGGAAGCUUUUAAGCCAGUGUCAUUUAAUUAUAAGUGUUAUGUCAUUUUAUUGGAUGAUUAACUAUGCUCUAUUAUGCUAAAAUUAUAAUGUUGGAUUUAAUAUAAAAUUUUUUAGUA